ACGAUGCUCUAGAUUAGAUUAGAGCCAUUCACCUGGUAGGCAGUUGUCUAUGGCUGCUCUAAGCGCAUCGUGCCUCGUCGGUCCCGUCCCAUUCAAGGACGUCGCCACCGCCGUCGAUGGCCACAGCUCCACACCCGAAGAGUACGAGGACAUCGUCUCCGGCCUGCCCAGCAGCACCGCGCUAGGCAUGGUCCUGCGCCAAUACCGUGGCUCCUGGGUGAUCCAAGAAAGAGUCACGGCGUUCAUCUCUCUCCAGCGACGCUUCACGCCACGCCCCGGGGACGUGCUCCUCGCGAGCCCGGCCAAGUGCGGCACGACCUGGCUCAAGGCGCUGGCGUUCGCCACCAUGGCGCGGGGCGCGUACCCGCCCACCGACGCGCAGCACCCGCUCCUCCGCAUGAACCCGCACGAGUGCGUCCCCUUCAUGGAUGAGCUGUUCACCGCCGGGCAGGACGCCAGGCUUGAGGCGCUGCCGUCGCCUCGCCUCAUGCACACGCACAUGCAUCAUUCCUUGCUGCCUGCCUCCGUUACUGAUAACCCCGACUGCAAAAUCGUCUUCAUCUGCAGGGACCCCAAGGAUAUGCUUGUUUCCUUGUGGCAUUUUGUCAAAGGUGUUCGUCCUUUCACGUUUGAUGACCUGUUCAACUCUGCCUGCGAGGGGAAGACCCCCAAUGGUCCCAUAUGGGACCACCUCAUCGGCUACUGGAGCACAAGCAAGACCAGCCCGGACAAUGUCCUUUUCCGGUACGAAGAGAUGCUCAUCGACCCGGUCGGCCACGUCAGGGAGCUGGCGCGGUUCAUCGGGCAGCCAUUCUCACACGCCGAUGAGGCGGCCGGGAUACCAGCGGACAUCGUGAAGCUCUGCAGUUUUGAUAAGCUCAAAGGCCAAGGCGCCAACACGGCAGGCUCAUACGACGGGAAGGUUUUCAGUUUCGCACAUGAAACCUUCUUCAGGAAAGGGGUGGCCGGAGAUUGGGUGAACAAUAUUGACGCCCGAGAUGGCGCAACGCUUUGACACCAUCAUCGAGGAUACCCUUAGAGGGUCCGGCCUCACAUUCAAGUGAUCUCCAUCUGUUGCCAAGGGCGGUGGUGUUGGUUGGUGCUUUGUUGGUGUUGAUCGCUUCGACAUGACAUUUUUGUGUCAUCAUGGCUUUUGUUUUUGUUUCUCUUUCUUUCA
Molecule: messenger RNA, 1177 nt
Organism: Triticum dicoccoides
Lineage: Eukaryota; Viridiplantae; Streptophyta; Magnoliopsida; Poales; Poaceae
Product: flavonol 3-sulfotransferase-like
Exons: 2
Coding region: 50-1015 (321 amino acids)
Molecular function (GO): sulfotransferase activity
Source: RefSeq, a predicted model, not a curated record